AAAGUGUUAUUCAUAUAAAACAGCUGGAGUAAAUCAGUUCACAGGAAUGCAGGUCGGUGAUGGUAUUGUGUGUGAUCUGUGUUUAGUCUGCAUGUGUAUCACACCGUCUCCUGCCGAGGAAGUGGGCGGGCAUCUUAUUGCUUUCGAAUUCACUUCAGUUUUGUUUUGCACAAGUUUCUGCGAGAGCCGGCUGGCAGCUGUGUUUUUAUCCAGUGGAAAACUUGAAGUUGAAUGAUAUGGAGAUUCUUUCGCGAGUGGGGACUCAGGAGAUGUCUGGGAACAACACGACGCCCCCCUGCGAGCGCAUCGACCUGGACUUUACGCACACCUUCCUGCCGUCCGCGUUCGUCACGGUGUUCUUGGUAGGAGCGCUGUCCAACAUCUGGGGACUAAGAAGCCUGUGCAACAGCUGGAACAACAUCGGGAACAUUAACAUCUUCAUGUUCAACCUGGGAGUGGCGGACCUUCUGUACCUGUUCACCCUGCCUUUCCUCGUGCACUAUUACAUGCGCGAGAGCAAAUGGGAGUUCGGCCAGCCUUUCUGCAAGGUGACCCGCUUCUGCUUUAACCUCAACCUGUACGGCAGCAUCGGCUUCCUCACCUGCAUCAGCAUCUACAGGUACCUGGGCAUCGUGCACCCCAUGCGGGUGAUGGGGAGGAUCAGCAGCCGACACUCGCUGGCCGUCAGCGCGCUGGUCUGGCUGCUGGUCAUCAUCCAGAUCCUCCCUGAUAUGUUUUUCGACAAGAAUGUUCUAACAUCCACAAACUCGUGUUAUGACACCACCUCUGACGAGCUGAUCAAAAAAUACCUGCCCUACAGCGUCGGCUGGACCGUCACAGGGUUCGCCAUCCCCCUGGUGAUCAUUCUGCUCUGCUACGGACACGUUGUUGUGGUUCUCGCCAAAAAAUCAUCUAACGUCAACCCUGUGCUGAAGCAGCGGUGUGUGAAACUGGUGGUGGUUCUGGUGAUUCUGUUCUCCGUCUGUUUCAUCCCUUACCAUGUCUUUCGGAAUGUUAACCUGAAAAUCAGAAUUUUGAAACAGAGUGGGGACUGCCGCGCCAGUUUCCGAAACAUCUACAUCGCACAUCAAGUGGGCAGAUUCUUGGCUAGUCUGAACAGCGCCAUAAACCCGCUGAUCUACAUCGUGGGGAAUGAUGACUUCCUAAUGAGGAUCCACCGGGUCAGUAACCGGGCCCGGAUGUCUCUGGCCGGUCUGACAGGAGCUGCGCGUUACCGCAGACCGAUUUUAGACGCACCCUAGAUACAAAUCUGUGAGUGGCUGUGUUUCUUGCACCGCCAGAACUCCCACAUUUCCGGGAACAAAGUAUGAUGAAUGAUGAUUGGCAGGACAUUAAGUCUAUUAUCUAGCAGUACCAGUCAUCAGGUCACCAAGGCGACGGCACAGAGACAAUCUGAUGACCUUCUGGAAGACUGUAUCUGCAGACUGAAUUAUAUCAGAAGAACGGUUUGUUUUGCAGCUGAAGCUCCUGUUUGCAUCACAUUUAAUAGGCUACUCUGGGCCUAUUGCAUCAAGUAUUUUUUAUAUGUGCCUUGGUGCUGACCAUAUUUUGCACUUUCUGUGUGUGACUGUUUUUGCUUCAGAGCUGAUUGUUCUGUACAGUGCAGGAAACGUUCGGUCCAAUACAUGUUAGGACAUGGCAGUGUGUGGGCCUGCCUUGGCGCUCUUACAAAUGAAGCCUUUAAUAUAGCCUACUUAGCAGUGGAUUGAAAUUCCACUGUGCAUGUGACCGUGCCACAUCUCUUAAUUGCACGUUUGAUAGAGAAACUGGAACUGGAAAAGGAACUGCAACAGUGAAAAGGGCCGGUGAUUCUAAACCGCAGUAAAAAUACAAUUAAUACGCCGUAUUCAUGUGUUCAAGUCACAAAUGAAUGCACUUAUAGUGCAGAGGGCUGCCUGUCUAAAGGAAAUACUGUGUUGUACUAUAGUGUUAGAUAAUUAUACACAGGUUAAUAUAUAUUACGUUUUUAUGAAAGCAUUUAAGAGUGUGUUCAUUCGUCUUUAUGAUCAUUUUGUGCUGCUGUUAAACUGUUUUGCAUGAUACAAAUAUGUGUUUCUGUUAUUUUGUCCAGACCAUUUUGAUCAGAUAAGGCAAACAGAAUCCUUACUGACUUGUGUAUUAGACAGGACAUUUUCAUAGACAUAAUAA
This is a messenger RNA of Notothenia coriiceps (black rockcod), 2169 nucleotides long. RefSeq names its product P2Y purinoceptor 1. Bases 237 to 1262 code for a protein of 341 amino acids. Gene Ontology annotation, molecular function: neuropeptide receptor activity. The transcript has a single exon. Gene Ontology annotation, cellular component: membrane. Lineage: Eukaryota; Metazoa; Chordata; Actinopteri; Perciformes; Nototheniidae. The record is from RefSeq and is a predicted model, not a curated record. Gene Ontology annotation, biological process: G protein-coupled receptor signaling pathway.